GCGUCGGGAGACCUGUCCGAUGAGCUCUCCCUGAUAUUCGGAAGGACACGAAACCUCGACAUUCAUGAUGGGCUCCAAUACCUGCCAUUUGCCCAUAUAGUUUGUCGCGACGAAUACCUCGUACUUCACUAUACAAAUAUGGAUCUAUUGAAUCAAUUUAUUAAUCCUCAUUCGGGUUAUGUCUACGAGAAUACCAUUCUAUGUCUUUGUAGUAAACAAUACGAACAGCUUUUGGUUGCCAUCACUUUGGCUAAGGAUUACGGACUCUUGACAUUCUCGCGGAUUGAGCAUGGUCACGGUCAUGGUCACGGUAGUAGUGGUGGUAGUAGUCGAUGGUUUGCUAGCGAUGUGAUGGGUGCUGAACAUCGGGCUGUGGAACAGAUGCGAAACAUUGGUAUAUCGGCGCACAUCGACAGCGGGAAGACUACAGUGACUGAACGGAUCCUUUACUACUCCGGAAGAAUACAUGAGAUGCACGAAGUGAAGGGUAAGGACCAGAUCGGAGCCACAAUGGACUCGAUGGAGUUGGAGAGACAGAGAGGGAUCACAAUCAAGUCGGCGGCCACUCAUGUGCUGUGGAAGGGAACGGCUAUUAAUAUCAUUGACACUCCCGGACACGUGGACUUCACUGUGGAGGUGGAGCGAGCGUUGCGAGUAUUGGACGGCGCGGUACUCGUGUUGUGUGGUGUGGGAGGCGUUCAGUCACAGACAAUGACUGUCACCCGACAGAUGAGGAGAUAUGACGUGCCGUGCAUUGCAUUCAUCAAUAAACUGGACCGACAGUCAGCCAAUCCUAAUAAAGUUGUCGAUCAGAUCCGACGCAAACUUGGAUUUAAUGCCGCCUUUAUUAAUAUCCCCAUUGGUCUGGAGUCCAAACACACCGGACUUAUUGAUCUCAUUGAACGCAAAGCCAUUUACUUUGAGGGCCAAAAUGGCGAAAAGAUAAGAGAAAGUGAAGUUCCCAGUGAUAUGACCGCCGAAGUCGAGACUAAACGACAAGAACUGAUUGAAUGUUUAUCCAAUUGUGACGAUAUUUUAGGCGAAAUGUUUCUCGAAGAAAAGAAACCAAAUAAUCAACAAAUAAUGGAAGCAAUUCGUCGCUCGUGUUUGUCAUUGAAAUUCAUACCAGUCUUAACGGGAAGUGCACUGAAGAACAAAGGAGUGCAACACAUGUUGGAUGCGGUGAUCAAUUAUCUUCCAAACCCAUCCCAAGUGAAUAAUUACGCUCUACUCGAAGAACAGGAGGGAUCGACACCCAAGAAGUUGCCGAUGAAUGCAGAGAGAAGUGACGCCCAAAUGUUUGUGGGGCUGGCAUUCAAGUUAGAAGCGGGCCGUUUCGGACAACUCACUUAUAUGAGAGUAUAUCAGGGAAUGUUACGAAAGGGUACUUAUAUUUACAACACCAGAACCGGUAAGAAAGUGAAGGCCUCGCGAUUGGUUCGGAUGCACGCCAGCGAUAUGGAGGAAAUCGAUGAAGCGUUGGCCGGAGAUAUCUUCGCCCUCUUUGGUGUCGACUGCGCCAGUGGUGACACUUUCGUCACUGAGAGACAGAGCAAGAUUUCCAUGGAAUCCAUGUAUAUUCCCGAAGCCGUUAUAUCAAUGUCGAUGAAAACCGUGUCCAAAGACUCGAUGGAAAACUUUCUCAAAGCAAUCAAUCGUUUCUGUAAAGAAGAUCCCACUUUUCGGAGCCAUUGGGACGACGAGAGUAAAGAGACUGUAGUGUCAGGAAUGGGUGAAUUGCAUCUCGAAAUCUAUGCCCAGAGGAUGGAAAAGGAGUAUAACUGUCCCGUAGUUUUGGGAAAACCUAAGGUUGCGUUCAGAGAGACAAUAGUGCGGUCGUGUCCUUUCGAUUACUUGCAUAAGAAGCAGAGCGGAGGCGCCGGACAGUACGGCUGUGUUCAGGGAAUACUGGAGCCGUUGCCGCCCCACCAAAACACACAGAAUAUAUUCUCUGACGAAACUUCGGGCCCUAAUAUUCCCAAACACUUUGUGCCGUCCAUUAGAAAAGGAUUCCAACAGAUGUGCGAAACGGGUCCACUCAGUGGACACAAACUCAUUGGCCUUAAGUUCCGACUCCAAGACGGCAAACAUCAUUGCGUGGACUCCAAUGAUAUAGCGUUUGUGUUGGCAGCGCAGGGAGCUAUGCGUCAGACCUAUGAUAUGGGCAAAUGGCAGGUAUUGGAGCCCAUCAUGAAUGUCGAGGUUUCGUGUCCUUCCGAAUAUCAGGGAGAGCUCAUCGGACAGGUCUCCCGACGCAAUGGUGUCCUCAUCUCCACCGACGACUCCAAUAAUUGGUUCACAAUUAAUGCUGAAGUGCCGUUGAAUGACAUGUUUGGAUUCGCCACUGAAUUGAGGUCCAGUACUCAGGGAAAGGGAGAGUACACUAUGGAGUACUGCCGCUACUCACCCGCCAGAGCGGACCUAACACAACACCUCAUCGAACAAUACAAUCAACAGUUGGAGGCAAACAGACUCAUGAAGAAGAAGAAUAAAUAAUCAUUUGUCUAAUAAAGACAUUUAAGCAGUA
Medioppia subpectinata is the source of this 2527-nucleotide messenger RNA. The record is from the annotation of a GenBank genome assembly. Lineage: Eukaryota; Metazoa; Arthropoda; Arachnida; Sarcoptiformes; Oppiidae.